Messenger RNA from Bombina bombina (fire-bellied toad), 1371 nucleotides. Its product is annotated as chemerin-like receptor 1. Gene Ontology annotation, molecular function: G protein-coupled receptor activity; complement receptor activity. Gene Ontology annotation, cellular component: plasma membrane. Gene Ontology annotation, biological process: complement receptor mediated signaling pathway; inflammatory response; positive regulation of cytosolic calcium ion concentration. Lineage: Eukaryota; Metazoa; Chordata; Amphibia; Anura; Bombinatoridae. The record is from RefSeq and is a predicted model, not a curated record. The transcript has a single exon. The coding region runs from base 1 to 1371 and encodes 456 amino acids.
AUGGAGAGAACAUUGCUCUCUGAAAAUCUUUGCUAUUUCUUAUGGGACUUGAAAAAUCUUUCUCAGUCGGAAAUCAUAGAUGCAACUAGUAGUAUAGCAACAGCUAUCAAGUACAGUAGUUUUGUGUUGUCUGUGCUUACUUGUGUCUUCGGAUUAGUGGGCAAUGCUAUUGUCAUCUUGGUUACUGGGUUCAUAAUGAAGGAAAAAAGGUCAAGAAUCUGGUUUUUGAACUUGGCCAUAGCAGAUUUCCUAUUUUUGUUGUUUUUGCCGAUUGGUGCAAUUUCUUUAUUAAAUGGCAACUGGCCAUUUGGAUCACAUCUAUGUAAAGCAUAUCAUUUUUUAUCCAACGUGAAUAUGUAUGCAAGUAUUUUCAUCAUUAUUGCUCUAAAUAUAGAUCGUGUCCUUUCAGUUGCUAAACCAAUAUGGCAUCUCAAGUUCCUGUCUCCAAAAUUGUGUUACUUUACUUGUAUUCUUAUUUGGAUAAUAACCGCUCUAUGUAGUCUUCCAGCAGCUCUUUACAGCAAUGAAUAUAGUUUUGGUGAAGGAACGCAGUGCCUUAUGGGCUAUAAUGGAUACAGUAAUAAGGAAAUGAAUAUCACUGCAGAAAGAAAUAGUGAUCAAAUUAUGAAACUGGCCAAGAAGUUGUUUUUUAGGCAUGAAGAACGCAAAAAGAGAAAUGUUGACCAUCAUAAUUCUGUAAACGAUGAGGAUUUCAUGAGCAAUACAACACAAUUGUACACUAUAAGUAUUAAAAAAAACAAUUUUAUGGAGAUUAAAAAUAAUAUCACUUAUAUAGUAAUAUCAGAAACCAUAAAGGAUUUAGCUAUCAAUGUCUUUUUUACUCUUGCACAUGACAAUAUUAAGUUACUUCCAGACCAGCGAGAUCAAUGUGAAGGCAAUGAGUGUUGUGCUAAUGAAAAGGAUUUAACGAAAUGGAACCAGAUGUUGUUAAUCACAGAGAGUCUUGCGAUACCUCUAACAAUUAUUGGUUUCUUUGUUCCUCUUUUUGUUAUACUGUUUUCCAAUGUAAUAAUUGCUAUAAAUGUAAGGAACUCAAGGACUGUAAAACCUUCAAGAUUGUACAGGAUUGUUGUUACAGUGGUUUUGGUUUAUUUCCUAACGUGGACACCACUGGUCAUAGCACAGAUUAUUUCCCUAGCUGCUGCACGUAAUAUGAAAUUUUCACUUUUCCUUAAGAUCAAUAUGAUUUUGCCCUUACUAUCCAGCAUAGCCUACACCAACAGUUGCUUAAACCCUAUUGUGUAUGUGCUAGUUGGCAAAAAUGUAAAGAAUUCAAUUACAGACUCUAUGAAAAACAUAAGACUAAGCAUGUCAAGGAAUUCACUCAAAACAACACAGAAGAAAAACUGA